Molecule: messenger RNA, 417 nt
Organism: Penicillium nucicola
Lineage: Eukaryota; Fungi; Ascomycota; Eurotiomycetes; Eurotiales; Aspergillaceae
Exons: 1
Coding region: 1-417 (138 amino acids)
Source: RefSeq, a predicted model, not a curated record
AUGGCGAACGUCAAAUCCACAAAGAAAAAGGCACCGCCUCCAAAACAAAUAGCUAGCUCGGACGAAGAGGAUGAAUCUGAUUUCUACACCGACACUGAAUAUGCCUCCCAGGAAAAUGACCAACUGAAUGAGUCAAAUCCCCAUUCUACAACGACAUCUGAAACCGAGUCCAUCAACCGAGAGUUUUCAGCUCAAGAUAAUAGAAAUGCACCUGCAACCGAAGUUGUCAGAAGAGAAACAGCGCUGCCAGUCAAAGGUGGAAUAGCUCCAAUCAAACCGCUGACUGAGAGGGCUGGGUCCGGUCAGAUAGCCAAAGAUCCUGGAAGUGCUUUAAGCUUGAGGCUUGAUCUAAACCUCGACAUUGAGGUCGAGCUCAAGGCCAAGAUACGGGGUGAUUUGACGUUGAGUCUUUUGUGA